This is a messenger RNA of Pongo pygmaeus (Bornean orangutan), 2114 nucleotides long. It is a transcript of the gene TULP1, whose product is annotated as TUB like protein 1. Gene Ontology annotation, cellular component: cilium. The transcript is spliced from 14 exons. NCBI's taxonomy places the organism in Eukaryota, Metazoa, Chordata, Mammalia, Primates, Hominidae. The record is from RefSeq and is a predicted model, not a curated record. Gene Ontology annotation, biological process: protein localization to cilium. Gene Ontology annotation, molecular function: actin filament binding. Bases 39 to 1508 code for a protein of 489 amino acids.
AGACCUGCAGAGAAAGGGGUGCGAUAGGCAAAGGCACCAUGCCUCUGCGGGAUGAAACCCUCCGAGAGGUGUGGGCUUCUGACAGUGGGCACGAAGAAGAAAGCCUGAGCCCGGAGGCCCCACGGCGCCCCAAACAGCGACCGGCCCCGGCACAGAGGCUAAGGAAGAAGAGGACAGAGGCCCCCGAAUCCCCCUGCCCCACGGGAUCCAAGCCCCGGAAGCCCGGAGAGGAGAAGGAGGAAGAGGAGGACGAGGAUGACGAGGAAGAGGAGGCUGAGGAAAAGAAAGAGAAAAUCCUUCUGCCUCCCAAGAAGCCCCUGAGAGAGAAGAGCUCUGCAGACCUGAAGGAGAGGAGGGCCAAGGCCCAGGGCCCAAGGGGAGACCCAGGAAGCCCUGACCCCCCACCGAAACCUCUGCGUGUUAGGAAUAAGGAAGCCCCAGCAGGGGAGGGGACCAAGAUGAGAAAGACCAAGAAGAAAGGAUCUGGGGAGGCCGACAAGGACCCCUCAGGGAGCCCAGCCAGUGCGAGGAAGAGCCCAGCAGCCAUGUUUCUGGUUGGGGAAGGCAGUCCUGACAAGAAAGCCCUGAAGAAGAAAGGCACUCCCAAAGGCGGGAGGAAGGAGGAAGAAGAGGAGGAGGAGACAGCUACGGUGACAAAGAACAGCAAUCAAAAGGGCAAAGCCAAAGGAAAAGGCAAAAAGAAAGCGAAGGAGGAGAGGGCCCCGUCUCCCCCCGUGGAGGUGGACGAACCCCGGGAGUUUGUGCUCCGGCCUGCCCCCCAGGGCCGCACGGUGCGCUGCCGGCUGACCCGGGACAAAAAGGGCAUGGAUCGAGGCAUGUAUCCCUCCUACUUCCUGCACCUGGACACGGAGAAGAAGGUGUUCCUCUUGGCUGGCAGGAAACGAAAACGGAGCAAGACAGCCAAUUACCUCAUCUCCAGCGACCCUACCAAUCUGUCCCGAGGAGGGGAGAAUUUCAUCGGGAAGCUGAGGUCCAACCUCCUGGGGAACCGCUUCACGGUCUUUGACAACGGGCAGAACCCACAGCGUGGGUACAGCACUAAUGUGGCAAGCCUUCGGCAGGAGCUGGCAGCUGUGAUCUAUGAAACCAACGUGCUGGGCUUCCGUGGCCCCCGGCGCAUGACCGUCAUCAUUCCUGGCAUGAGUGCAGAGAAUGAGAGGGUCCCCAUCCGGCCCCGAAAUGCUAGUGACGGCCUGCUGGUGCGCUGGCAGAACAAGACGCUGGAGAGCCUCAUUGAACUGCACAACAAGCCACCUGUCUGGAACGAUGACAGCGGCUCCUACACCCUCAACUUCCAAGGCCGGGUCACCCAGGCCUCAGUCAAGAACUUCCAGAUUGUCCACGCUGAUGACCCCGACUAUAUCGUGCUGCAGUUCGGCCGCGUGGCGGAGGACGCCUUCACCCUAGACUACCGGUACCCGCUGUGCGCCCUGCAGGCCUUCGCCAUCGCCCUCUCCAGUUUCGACGGGAAGCUGGCCUGCGAGUGACCCCAGCAGCCCCUCACCGCCCCCAGAGCCCGUCAGCGUGGAGGAAAGGAUUCAGUGGAGGCUGGCAGGGUCCCUCCAGCAAAGCCCCCGCGGAAAACUGCUCCUGUGUCGGGGCUGACCCCUCACUGCCUCUCGGUGACCUCCGUCCGCUCCCCAGCCUGGCACGGGCCGAGGCAGGAGGAGCCCGGACGGCGGGUAGGACGGAGAUGAAGAACAUCUGGAGUUGGAGCCGCACAUCUGGUCUCGGAGCUCGCCUGCGCCGCUGUGCCCCCCUCCUCCCCGCGCCCCAGUCACUUCCUGUCCGGGAGCAGUAGUCAGUGUUGUUUUAACCUCCCCUCUCCCCGGGACUGCGCUAGGGCUCCGAGGAGCUGGGGUGGGCUAGGAGGAGGGGGUAGGUGAUGGGGGACGACGGCCAGGCACCCACAUCCCCAAUAAAGCCGCGUCCUUGGCCAAGCGGAGCGGUGGUUCCUCAGCGCGUGCGGAGAACUAGGCGGCAGGAGGCGUCCGAGGCGCGGGCUGGAAGCCUCAACCUCCGCCCCACUCCCGCCCAGGCCCCGGGCGCUCCCGCGUCCCCUCCCCGCGCCCGUCGCGGGUCCUACCGAAACU